Messenger RNA from Pocillopora damicornis (cauliflower coral), 666 nucleotides. Its product is annotated as E3 ubiquitin-protein ligase MARCHF2. NCBI's taxonomy places the organism in Eukaryota, Metazoa, Cnidaria, Anthozoa, Scleractinia, Pocilloporidae. Gene Ontology annotation, molecular function: zinc ion binding; ubiquitin-protein transferase activity. Gene Ontology annotation, biological process: protein ubiquitination. The record is from RefSeq and is a predicted model, not a curated record.
AUGGAAAGCGACUCGAGAUCAGAAAAACAACAUAUCAUUCCUAUAGCAGAUCGAAGAGUAUCCCCGGCUGACUCGGACCAAUCAAAUAAUUUUCAUUUGGAACUACUAUCUCACUCGUCAGACGAUUUGUUGAACACUUGUCGUAUCUGCAGAGAUGAAACUGUUCGUGGAUUGCUCGUCAGUCCUUGUCUCUGCUCAGGAACCUUAGGGAAGUGUCAUGUUCAGUGCCUGGAGGAAUGGCUUUCAAAGGCCAACAAAGACUCCUGUGAAAUUUGUGGCCAUGAGUUCCACGUUAGGAAACUCCCGAGGUCAUUUCAGGAGUGGUUCACGAAAGGCCAAAGCCGCCGCGAGCGCCGUUAUCUCUGCGGAGACCUGAUUUGCUUUCUAAUCCUCAGCCCUCUGGUGUUUGCCAGCUCAUAUCUCUGUGCGCAAGGGGCAUGGCACUACAUGGCACUGACCGACACGUGGACUGGUGCGGGUUUGAUCGUGCUCAGUCUGUUUCUUUGGUGCAUCUAUGGAUUUUGGUUAAUUGUAACGCUGAGGUUCCAUCAAAGAUGCUGGCAAGAUUGGAGAGAGCGUAACUAUAGAGUGAAACUUGUGAAAAUUGAAAUAGUUGACGUGAAGGAAAGAAGAAAAGACGAGGGUCUCUUGGAAACUUCUGUUUGA